Molecule: messenger RNA, 315 nt
Organism: Sungouiella intermedia
Lineage: Eukaryota; Fungi; Ascomycota; Pichiomycetes; Serinales; Metschnikowiaceae
Source: the annotation of a GenBank genome assembly
AUGUUUUCCAGAAUCAACACCCGUGCGGCCUUGCGUGUCGCCAGAAGAUUCCAAUCACAUGCUGCUGCUGUGGAGGAGAAGGCUGCUCCCUUCAACAACAAAUACAACUUCAACAUAGACCCUCCUCCAGUGCACCAGUACUGGAACAUCAGGAACGCAUCUGUUCUCUUUGCAUUUGUGCCACUUUACAUCGCUGUCGGGUACUUGGGUAAGUACACUGGUUCCGAGUUGAGUGGAUUUGAGGGCUUGUUGGAGUUUGCAGACCUGGAGAAGUCUCCAUUGAAGGAGCUCAAGUUUGGAGAGGCCCAGAAGUAA